GUUUCUUCUCGGAUGUGACGUAUGAGGGUUGACUGUCAACAUGUAAGAUGGCGGCCCACCACAGACAGAAUGCCGCUGGGCGAAGGAAAGUACAGGUAUCUUAUGUGAUAAGAGACGAGGUGGAGAAGUACAAUCGCAAUGGGGUGAAUGCUCUUCAGCUGGACCCUACACUGAACCGGCUCUUCACGGCUGGAAGAGACUCUAUCAUCAGGAUAUGGAGUGUCAACCAGCAGAAGGACCCUUACAUCGCUUCCAUGGAGCACCAUACAGACUGGGUCAAUGACAUCGUCCUCUGUUGCAAUGGAAAGACAUUGAUAUCUGCUUCAUCAGACACGACAGUGAAAGUGUGGAACGCACAGAAAGGAUUCUGCAUGUCAACGUUACGAACUCACAAGGACUAUGUGAAGGCAUUGGCAUAUGCUAAAGACAAGGAGCUGGUGGCGUCAGCAGGGUUAGACAGACAGAUCUUCCUGUGGGAUGUCAACACACUAACAGCACUGACUGCCUCCAACAACACUGUCACCACGUCGUCCCUCAGUGGGAACAAAGACUCCAUCUACAGCUUGGCUAUGAACCAGAUGGGGACAGUCAUCGUGUCUGGCUCCACUGAAAAGGUCCUGAGAGUAUGGGACCCUAGGACGUGUGCUAAGCUGAUGAAGCUGAAAGGCCACUCCGACAACGUCAAGUCCCUGUUGCUGAACAGGGACGGCACACAGUGUCUGUCAGGCAGCUCAGAUGGAACCAUCAGGUUGUGGUCUCUGGGGCAGCAGAGGUGUAUCGCUACGUAUCGGGUCCACGACGAGGGAGUGUGGGCCCUGCAGGUGAACGACGCCUUCACACACAUCUACUCUGGAGGCAGAGACAAGAAGAUCUUCUGCACCGAUCUGAGGAACCCUGAUAUCAGAGUACUCAUCUGUGAGGAGAAGGCCCCUGUACUGAAGAUGGAACUGGACAGGACAGCUGACCCUCCUCCUGUUAUCUGGGUCUCCACCACCAAGUCAUCUGUUAACAAAUGGUGUUUAAAGGGAAUCCACAACUUCCGGGCGUCUGGGGAUUAUGACAAUGACAUCAUCACUCCCAUGACCCCACUGUGUACAACGCCUGAACAGGUCAUCAAAGGAGGGGCCAGUAUAAUUCAGUGUCACAUUCUGAAUGACAAGAGGCACAUCGUCACCAAAGACACCAACAACAAUGUUGCAUCCUGGGACGUGCUGAAAGCCUGUAAGGGAGAGGACCUGGGGAAAGUAGAGUUUGAUGAAGAGAUCAAGAAGAGGUUCAAGCAAGUCUACGUCCCAAACUGGUUCUCUGUCGACCUCAAGACGGGGAUGCUGACCAUCACGCUGGAUGAGAGUGACUGCUUCGCUGCCUGGGUGUCUGCUAAGGAUGCUGGCUUCUCAAGCUCCGAUGGAUCGGACCCAAAGUUGAACCUUGGUGGACUGCUACUUCAGGCCCUGCUAGAGUUCUGGCCCAGGACGCACAUCAACCCCAUGGAUGAGGAGGAGAACGAGGUCAACCAUGCAGCAGUGAAUGGGGAGCAGGAGACGCGGGUACAGAAGGGGAAUGGGUACUUCCAGGUGCCUCCACACACUCCAGUCAUCUUCGGAGAGGCAGGAGGGAGGACUCUGUUCCGACUGUUGUGUAGGGACUCGGGUGGGGAGACGGAGUCUAUGUUACUGAAUGAGACAGUCCCACAGUGGGUCAUAGACAUCACCGUGGACAAGAACAUGCCGAAAUUCAACAAGAUCCCGUUCUACCUUCAACCCCACUCUUCUUCUGGAGCCAAGACACUGAAGAAGGACCGUCUGUCUGCCAGUGACAUGCUGCAGGUGAGGAAGGUGAUGGAGCACGUCCAUGAGAAGAUCAUUAACCUGGACACGGAGUCCCAGACCACUGCUUCCUCCUUGGCAGCCAAUGACAAGCCAGGAGAGACAGAGAAGGACGAGGACAUGGCCCUCAUGGCCGAGGAGAAGAUUGAACUGAUAUGUCAAGACCAGGUCCUGGACCCAAACAUGGACCUGCGAACUGUCAAGCAUUUUAUCUGGAAGAGCGGAGGAGACUUGACGCUUCACUAUAGGCAGAAAUCUACGUGAGGCAGACACCUCAUUUAAGGGAUAAAGAGACAGUUUCUUCGCACAUCCUACCGUCCUCCAUCUUCAGCCCCAAUGAUUGGCUGGCCGUGAGAGGGUAGGCGUAUCACCCCACCCACUCUGUUUAUCAGGGUCGUUAUUCAUUAGACACCGUAUGGGAGAAACCAUGGACUAAAUCUGAAUUUAUCCAAUAAGAAUCACUUUUUUCCCCCCCUCUCUCCAUUUGCCGUUGCGUAUUAAUACAAUUACAACCCAGAGGUUUGAGGAGACGUUUUCUCUGGCCAUUUGAGGGAGGUGGGUGACUUCGUAUCAUAGGAAACUCAACCGGACAGACCGGUGAAGCCCGGAGACUAGUGAGAGAUUCACGAUGAAUGGCGCUUCUUUCUGCAGACUGUGCUAUAAUGGAAUGAUCAAUGAAUCAAAUAUUUUAUCAAAAUGAAAAAGAAUGUUGUUUGUCCUUUUUCCUUUGUGAUGUCAUAGUCAAAUGGAAUAGUUAGUUUCCUUUGUGAUGUCAUAGUAAACUGGAAUAGUUCUGGUAGUAUGUCAUUCAUGUAUAUAUGUGCUGUUUUGUUCUUGUACAUUCCAGAAACAGCCCUUUGCUCCUUCCUUCACCGAUACUAUGUCCCAGUUCUCAACCCUUCUGCACUUGCACACUUUCUCGUGUAUGUUUUUACAAUGCAGGAAACUUCUUCCAGCCAUUGCUUUUCCCCAACUCCUAUGCUUUUAGAUCCAUGAUAGGGGGGGGACUAUGCAAGUGUAUACUUCUGGGGGAAAGUGAGGCUACAUCCCGAUUCUCCACUCUCUAGGACCUGAAGUUCCUCCUUACCGCGUGACUUGACCAGGAGCAACUCCUGGCCCUAACUCCACCUACCUGGACAACUAUUUAAGCCAAUCAAUGUUCGUCCCUGACUAUGUUGUUGUUCAUGGCUUAUUUCUGUCAACCCGAAUUAGGACUGACUGACUUCAGAGAUUGAAUAUUUUUGUUGUUGUAAAUAACAUGCAUAAAGCAUUCAUGUUCUUUUUAUUUUUCAGGACGUUAUGUUUAAAAAUGUUUUGUACAGUUUAACAAGUCAGAGAGAUUAACUUUGAUCAAAGGUUUUUGAUUCAAUGUUUUUUUUUCUCUCAGAAUCCUGAGAAAAGCACACGAUAUCAAAAAGGACAGAUUUCCUAGCCUGGUCCCGGAUCUGUUUGUGCUGUCUAGCCAACUUAUAACUGUCAACAAUGAUCUGGGACCAGGCUACAGAUUUUCAAGUAUGUUUGUAGUUGUCUAAGCAAUCAGGAUACAAACAAGGUAUUUCUUAAAUCACACAUUGUAACAUUGGGCAUCUGGUGGACAAAGUUUACACAUUUUAAAGUGAAAUCUCCACCCAGACUUGUUUUAUGAUCAUGAACCAAUAUUCACAUCUUCCAAGAGGGCUAUUGUAUAAUGUUUCAUAUAGCUAGACAGUAAUUGGUUCUAGGAUGUUAGUUAAAAGAAUAAAAAUUCUCAUACUACAGUGUUUAUACAUAUAACUUAACUGCGUAACCAAAUUGAAAAUGUAAUGUAAAACCAUAGAUUGGAUGGGAUGCACACUUACUUGGGACGAGUGAAAUAACUAGUUUGAGUAAAUUGUCUUUAUUUUUAGUUUGUUAUUGACUUGUUCCCCCCCCCCACACAAGAAAGGUGUGUAUCAGUAAUGCAUUACUAUGGUGACGAGUUAAGAUGAAGCUCCAGUAACUGUACACCAUAGAAAUAGAAAGACUUUCUAUGGUGUAGACAGCAAGACGCCGUAUUCUACAGUAUUUAUAUCCCGUUGGUUGUAACUACUGGUGGAUGAUGUAUAUUUUGGGCUUUCAACAGCAUAUUAAAUUUGAAUGUUUUUAAUAGACCGAAA
Molecule: messenger RNA, 3961 nt
Organism: Salvelinus namaycush (lake trout)
Lineage: Eukaryota; Metazoa; Chordata; Actinopteri; Salmoniformes; Salmonidae
Product: WD repeat-containing protein 48-like
Exons: 18
Coding region: 48-2090 (680 amino acids)
Biological process (GO): double-strand break repair via homologous recombination; protein deubiquitination
Molecular function (GO): ubiquitin binding
Source: RefSeq, a predicted model, not a curated record